Messenger RNA from Mercurialis annua (annual mercury), 1544 nucleotides. Its product is annotated as probable protein phosphatase 2C 55. NCBI's taxonomy places the organism in Eukaryota, Viridiplantae, Streptophyta, Magnoliopsida, Malpighiales, Euphorbiaceae. The transcript is spliced from 5 exons. The record is from RefSeq and is a predicted model, not a curated record. The coding region runs from base 170 to 1405 and encodes 411 amino acids.
AUGACCUUCAAGAAUCCAAUUUUUGGAACCAUUCAAUAAAAUUUGUAUCCCAAAGUCUCAACUUUUAUCUCCAUCAAUAAUUCACAAACCCCUCAAAAAAGGUCGACAAUGCAAAUUUUUAUGGUGAUUGAUUCAAGAAACUGAGGUAUAUGUGUUUUUAGUGGCUAAAAUGCCAACUGGGUUAUUUGUGAAGUUGAAUUUAGGAUUUGCUAGAAAUUCAGCUUCUUUAUUGUCAAAUUGUUCUCAUUUUUCACCAAGGCGUUAUCUUUCUAGUUAUUCUAUGGCUGCUUCUAGUUCUAAAGCUGUUUUUGGUAAUGGUGAUGUUUAUUUUGAUGAUAUGGUGACUACUUGUGGUAAUGGAUUGGAGGGUUCAAAACCUAGUAGUGUGUUUUUUGUUGAUAGAAGUCGAGCUAGUUGCGGAAAAGUUGGCAUGAGAAUGAGAAAUCGGCAGGUUUCUGAUAGUCGUUUGGUUUGCGGGUACUCGAGUUUUGAUGCUAUACGGAGGAGUGGUAGUUCGGAUAGUUUUGUUGUUGCGCCAUUGUCGAGAAAUUUGUACACAUUGUGUUCUAUGCAAUUAUCUGUGAAAGCUGCUCGCGAUGUGUCCUUUGAUGGGGUUUCACGUGAGGAACAGUUGACGAACUCUACUAUGGUAUCUGGCCAAACCUUGAAGCUGGUCUCAGGAUCAUGUUAUAUGCCACAUCCUGAUAAAGAAGCAACUGGUGGGGAGGAUGCUCACUUUAUUUGCGAAGAGCAACAAAUUAUUGGUGUGGCAGAUGGAGUCGGCGGUUGGGCAGAAGUGGGAGUUAAUGCAGGAGAAUAUUCUCGUGAGCUUAUGUCUAACUCAGUAAGCGCAAUCAAAGAUGAGCCUGAGGGUUCAAUUGACCCAGCGAGAGUGCUAGAGAAGGCACACUCUAGAACAAAAGCUCAGGGUUCAUCCACGGCCUGCAUCAUCGCCCUUACAGAUGAGGGAAUACAUGCUAUAAAUUUAGGAGACAGUGGAUUCAUGGUGGUUAGAGAUGGAUGGACUGUGUUUCAAUCCCCAGUGCAGCAACAUGGCUUCAAUUUUACCUUCCAGCUGGAAAAUAGUGGCAAUAGUGAUCUACCUAGCUCUGGCCAGGUUUUCACUUUUCCAGUUUCUCCCGGUGACGUAGUAAUUGCCGGGACAGAUGGAUUGUUCGACAACUUGUACAAGAAUGAGGUUAGUACUGCCGUUGUUCAUGCCCUAAAAGAUGGCUUAGGCCCUCAAGCAACAGCUCAGAAGAUUGCAGCUUUGGCGCGCCAACGAGCACUGGAUAAGAAUCGGCAAUCACCUUUCUCGGCUGCUGCUCAAGAAGCUGGGUACCGCUACUACGGAGGCAAACUGGACGAUAUCACUGUAAUUGUUUCAUUUAUAACAAGCUCUUAACAAUGUCUGACAGUUUUGAUAACCAGUUAUUUGUCUUGAAUCAUUCUUUAACUGGCUGAUAAAAUCCCUAGAGCUGUCUUUGUGCCCGAGUACCUUCGGAAGCAAGUUAUUGAUUGAUGCCUACUUGUUUCUUUGUUCA